Closterium sp. Yama58-4 is the source of this 1974-nucleotide messenger RNA. The record is from the annotation of a GenBank genome assembly. NCBI's taxonomy places the organism in Eukaryota, Viridiplantae, Streptophyta, Zygnematophyceae, Desmidiales, Closteriaceae.
AUGAGGAGCGUCUUCAAGCGCUACAAGCUGCUGAAACUCGCGAUGGGAGAAGAGAAGAUGCCGGAGGAAGGAGAUGCCCGCGACCGAUGGAUUGAGCGGAGCGCGGUGCUGUACGACCUGAUUCUACAGUCCGUCAACAACGAUAUGUUCCAGCAUAUCAAGGAUUUGGUGGAGCUGGACGACUCCGGACCGAAGGCGUGGAAGCUGCUACGCGACGUGGUACAACCCAACACGCUGCCGAUGGUGAUCGUAUUGGAGAAGGAGCUGGCUGCCCUCUCCAUGAAGCCGGGAGACGAUGUGAAGCCGGUUCUAGACAAGAUCAAGGAUACUUACGCGAGGAUGGCAGCGGCCGGCAGCAAGGUGUCGGAGAUGCAGCAAUGCACCAAGAUCAUCUCGGUGCUCGACAACUCAUGGGACAACCUCAUCCCCACCCUCAACGUUCAGCAGGACAAGUGGACGCCUGAGUGGCUGCGGCAGCAGAUCCUGCAGGAGGACUUCCGCAGGCGCCAUACGGGAGGUGGUGCUGCCAACAAAACUGCUGAGGGAUAUGGAGCUGCAGGAGGUAGUAGAGGAAGAGGGGGAGGGAGAGGCCGAGGCCGUGGGAGAGGCUUUGGCAGAGGAAGAGGCCGAGGUGACUACAACGAGGGGCAUGGGAGCUCUGGUGGCAGGGGGAGCACCCGAAUGGAGGGUGCGUGCUGGUACUGCAAGAAGGCUGGACACCCGUGGUUCAAGUGUUUCAGCCGGCCUGAGGGAUGGGCACCUCCAGGCAUGAAGCCGCCAAGUGGUGAACGCGCACGAGGUGGCGCUGUGCAAGGUUCAGGUGCACAAGGUGAUGGUGCACAAGGUAAAGCUGACCCUGGGUUGUUCCUCAUGGUUGAGGAUCCGAAAGUGAGUGAGGAUGAUGUGGGUUCGGUUGGGAAGGUUGUGAUGCACCCCCUCACUCACUGGGUGAUAGAUUCAGGUUGCACGAGUCACAUGACUCCGCGGGCAGAUUUGCUUGACGAGGUGAAACCCCCUGGGAAGAUCAAGUUUGUGGCUGCCGCUUCAGGUGCUUUGCUCCCUGUGAUUGGUGUUGGGAAUGCCAAGGUGAUGGGAGCCAAUGGGGGACUUGUGGGACUUGGGAAUGUCCUGCUAGUUGAAGGUUUAUCCGCUAACCUCCUCUCUGUGCGCCGGCUGCAGAAAAGUAAGGCCAAAGUUACCUUCGGCCCAACCAGCUGCCGCGCGAAGCUUGGGAAGUUGCUGCUGUGGGAUUUGGAGGAGAAGAGCAGCUGCAUCAAGGACCUGUGGCAGCUGCCCAUCAUCCCUUGGAAUGGGAAACCACCAGCAACGGCAAAGGCAGCGGCAGCGGCUAAGGCAACUGCGGGAGGAGAGGAGACUGCACCAACUGCUGGGGCCCUGGAUGCAGUCAAGAAGGUGCAGCAGCCACAGCAACCACAUGGUGAGAAGUUGGUGAAGGAUGGGAGCUUGAAGGGACUGGAGGUGAAGGGGGCAGCAACGGAGAUUGGGAGCUGCCCUACGUGCCUUGAAACGAAGUUCACGAAGUUUCCCUUCAGCAGCAGCACGGGACCAGCCAAGGCACCGCAUGCGCUUGUGCACAUGGAUGUGGUGGGUCCUACGAGGGCCCCUUCUCUCUCGGGCAGCCGCUACUUCUUGACCAUUGUGGACGACCACACGCGUGCGGUGUGGGUCUACCCUCUCAAGACUAAGGGGGAGGUGGCAGCGGCUGUUCUCAAGGAGUGGAUGCCGAGAGCACAAAGGGAGAGCGGACACAAGGUGAAGGUGAUCCGCACCGACAAUGGGGGAGAGUUCAUUGGCGCUGAUUUUGAGGCGGUGCUGAAGAAGAAGGGGAUUCAGCAUCAACUUACAGUGCCCUACAACCCGCAGCAGAACGGCGUGGCUGAGCGGUUCAAUCGGUCCCUGCAGGUGCUCGCACUCUACUUGGGCGUGCAGGGUUGCCGGAUCCGUUUUGGGUGA